Messenger RNA from Lolium rigidum, 1425 nucleotides. RefSeq names its product putative serpin-Z12. Gene Ontology annotation, molecular function: serine-type endopeptidase inhibitor activity. The record is from RefSeq and is a predicted model, not a curated record. Lineage: Eukaryota; Viridiplantae; Streptophyta; Magnoliopsida; Poales; Poaceae.
AUGUCGCCCUUUUGGAAGACCGUCCUCUGCUUGACGCUGUUUGCGGCAUGGCGGUCGCAGGUCGAGUUCAGGUCAAUGACCUCGCGCCGCCCGCUUGACUGCGCCCAACGUUGCCCUUGCAGCGGCGAGAGCUACCUCCACCACCAACACCACCACCAACCUUACACUUACAGCCACGCGCAAGCACCCGAGCCCAUGCUUGCCACGGCGAGACGCUUUGCCGAGGCGCCUCCAGGUGGUGACUCGGUGGUAGGCGGCGAUGCGAAGGCGUCGAGCCAGCUGCGUCUCGCCAGGGAGGUCGGCCUCCGGGCGGCAGCCGGCAGGGGAAGCAACUUCAUCGUCUCGCCGUUGUCCAUCCACGCGGCGCUGGCGCUGGUGGCCGCCGGCGCGCGCGGCGAAACGCUCCAGGAGCUCCUGGGCUUCCUCGGGUCAGCGUCCCUCGACGAGCUGCACGACGCGGCGUGGUUGGGGCUCGUUGGCAAGCUCAACGGCCUGACGCAGACGUCCUUCGCCUGCGGCGUGUGGGUCGACCGGGGGCACGAGCUGCAGCCGGAGUUCAUGGCCACCGCCGCGUCCAGGUACGCCGCCACCGCGGAGUCCGUUGAUUUUAUUGGAAGCAGUCAAGCAGAGAAGGCGAGGCGGCGAGUGAAUGCCUUCGUGGAGGACGCGACGAACGGGCUUGUCCGCGACGUCCUCCCUCCGGGCUCCGUCGACUCGACCACGGUGGUCGUCCUCGCCAACGCGCUCUACUUCAAGGGGACGUGGGCGCAGCCGUUCGACCAGUCGGCGACCUUUACCGCGCCGUUCCACACCCCGGACGGCAGCGUCGUGCGCGUGCCGUUCAUGACCACGGGACGGGUCGACUUCGAGCGGCAGGUCGCCGCCUACCCUGGAUUCCGGGCCCUCAAGCUGCCCUACAAGAUCGACUACGGCGACCACCACGCACCGCCCGCGCAAGCUGCAUUCUACAUGCUCAUCCUUCUCCCGGACGAUGGCGACAGCCUUGCCGAUCUCUACGACCAGGCGGUCGCGACGCCGGAGUUCAUCAAGAGCCACACGCCGGCAUACGAGGUCCCGGCCGGGCGGUUCAUGGUCCCGAAGUUCAAGUUCACCUUCGAGUUCGAGGCGUCGGAGGACAUGCAGAAGCUUGGAGUCGCCAGGGCUUUCGGAGGCGGCGACUUCUCGGCCAUGGUGAGCGGCGGGGAUGGGCUCUUCAUCUCCGGGGUGUACCAUAAGGCCACCAUCGAGGUGGACGAGGUGGGCACCGUCGCCGCCGCAGCAACGGUCGUGGUCAUGCAGCAGAGUGGAAGCGCGCUGCCUCCGGUGGAUUUCGUGGCGGAUCGGCCCUUCUUGUUCGCCAUUGUCGAGGAGAAAACCAGCGCGGUGCUGUUCCUUGGCCAUGUCGUCAACCCGGCCUCUCGCUGA